Humulus lupulus (European hop) is the source of this 2074-nucleotide messenger RNA. Its product is annotated as polyadenylate-binding protein-interacting protein 3-like. NCBI's taxonomy places the organism in Eukaryota, Viridiplantae, Streptophyta, Magnoliopsida, Rosales, Cannabaceae. The record is from RefSeq and is a predicted model, not a curated record. Gene Ontology annotation, cellular component: cytoplasmic stress granule. The transcript has 10 exons. Gene Ontology annotation, biological process: cytoplasmic stress granule assembly. Bases 200 to 1234 code for a protein of 344 amino acids. Gene Ontology annotation, molecular function: RNA binding.
AGGAACACAAGUCAAUAGAUUUUUGUAAUAAAAAUGAUCUCUGGAUAAGAAUUGCAGUGUUUACUUUCACCUUGGUUUAUUAGCAUAAUCUGAACAUGGUUUUUAUAACAUUGAUCAUUCAUUCAAUGUAUGUUAAUGCAAUAGAGUGGCUUAAACAGAUGCCAAGUUCUUUGUCAUAGGUUAAAGGGUUCUGUGAAGGAUGAAUAUGCAACCGGCUGUCCAUUCCAGAUCAUCUACCAAUGGAUUUGGCCGUCACAGAGGCGAAAGAGAUGUGGGGACCAGGCUGGAGAACAGGUCACAGAGUGGGAAGUCAAAUUCCAAUAACAGAUUAACAUCUACUGGGAGCAAAACUGGUGGCCAUGGGAGUCCUUCACAUGAUCGCUUAGUAUAUAUAACUACUUGUUUUGUUGGUCAGCAUGUGGAUGUCCAUGUGAAAAAUGGAUCCAUAUAUUAUGGAAUAUUUCAUGCAGCAAACGAAAAAGAUUUUGGAAUUAUAUUGAAGAUGGCUCGCUUGACAAAAGAUGGUAGCUCUCGAGGACAAAAGUCUCCCGCGGAGUCAGUUAGCAAGCCUCCCGCAAAGACAUUAAUUAUACCUUCUAAGGAACUUGUGCAAGUUAUAGCAAAGGAUGUUUCUGUUACAAGUGAGGGCCAUUCAAACUCCUUCAACAAUGAGGCUCAGUGUGAAAAACAACAAAAACUUAUGAUAGAUUCUGUCAUAUCGCAAUCUCGCCAUGUUGAGUUGGAGAGAGAACUUGAGCCAUGGGUCCCUGACGAAGAUGAUCCGCAAUGCCCUGAAUUAGAGAAUAUUUUUUAUGGCCAUUGGAAUAGGGGAUGGGACAAGUUUACAGCAAAUGAAGCAUUGUUUGGAGUUAAAAGCACAUUUGAUGAGGAACUUUACACCACAAAGCUUGAGAGAGGUCCUAAGACUCGAGAGUUGGAAAAGGAAGCUCAAAGAAUUGCAAGAGAAAUUGAGGGUGAGGACACUCGUGAUCCUCAUUUAGCAGAGGAAAGAGGCUUUCUACUCAGUGGCAAUUUAGAUAUUGAUGAGGAGACAAGAUUCUCUUCUGUCUAUCGUGGUAAGAUAGCUGAUGACAGUGGUUAUGAUGAGGACGUAUUGGUGGAUUCACAUAAUAAUGAUACCUUUGGAGAUUCCUCUACCUCUGGAAACAGACUGUUUGAAUGUAACCAAGCUGUACAAGUGUUCAUUUACUUUUUGCCAGUUACUUACAACUGAGCAUGGUGGUAUUUUUUUUUGGAUUUUGACUUGUACAUUCAUUUUUCUUAUUAAUAAAAGUGCACUUAGUCAUACGAGUAGAUUCUUUUUUAGAAGUUCAAAUGAUGUUGAUCGUAGCUUUGAUUUGUAUAUAAAGUGAUUUUUUUAUUCAAUUUUACUUUUAAUAUAUAUUUUGAUCUGGUUUAUCUCAGAUUUUUCUUAGAAAUAAUUUAAUAAAGAUUGAAGAAGGGAUAUUGGUUUAUUGCAUUUAUCUAACUCCUUUGAUUUAUCUCUCUCUCUCUCUCUUAUUUUUUUUUAUAAAGGAAAAAUUGAAAGAGAAAAAACCUGCCUCUACUGAGGCACUAAAUCAAAGUCUUCAGGCAAUGCAUACAGCUGGGUGCUUAAGUCUAGCUGACAUUGUGGAAGGCAAGUAUAUCUUUAUCCUACGCUGUAGUUCUUUAAUUCAGAAUAUAGUAUUGUCAUAGGAUUCCUUACUAUGUUUUUGGUUUAAGUUUUUUUUUAUUAGAGAUUAGAUGACAUAAAUUCUUUGCAUUUGAGUGUUUGUAAUCUCUUUGAUUGGUGGUAAUUUUGAUUUUGCCCAAACUGUAAUGGAUGUUGUCUAUUGCAGAUAUUAAGACAGCUGUAAAAAAAUAAAGUUCCUCUUGUACGGUCAUCAACUCUUAACUGGGUAACAUUCUGUAUUGAAACAAGUAACAAAGCUGUUAUUUUAAAGGUGCACAAGGACUAUGUGCCUAUCCUUAUGGAGUGCCUCAAUGAUGGGACUCCAGAUGUGAGGGAUGCAGCCUUUUCAGCUUUGGCAGCGAUAGCUAAGUUGGUUGGUAUGAGACCCUUGGAGCGGUC